AUCAGCAUCAAAAAAAAUAUUUUUAACAACAUGUGUUUUUGAACUGCACAUACAGUUUAGGAUCGUAAGCUACAAUGUAAAAAGUUUACUAUUAAUUAACACUGAGUGUGACUUCUUUGUCACCACUGAAAACUGACUAAAAAGGCCUCUUCUCAGUUACAUCGAGUAUAUAAAAAUGUUCACUGCCAAUGGGAGUUAUUGAUUUUUCAGCUUCUUUAAAAAAAAUUUUUAAUUUUCCAGAUAAAUAUUCUGUAUCAAAAUAUUUGUAUUUUUCAUUUUAAUUACCAUUACAGAUGGAGGAAGAGAUUGAUGUUGCAGUGUCCCUGGAUGAGCUCACUUUAGACCUUGCAGGAGAUGUUCCAAAUACAAAUAAGGAUGUAGAUAUUGGGAUGCCUGAUUUCCAUCUUGACUCAUCUCUUACUGGAGACCAUUUCAAGAUUGAUGAUUUUACCCCGAACAUCUCGUCUAAACCACAAAAUGCACACAGUGAAACACAGAUGUAUACCAAGGACCAAGGAGAUCAGGGGGUUGGACACUGUUACCAGGUUGAUAGUCUUGACAAGGCAGAGCUUUCUGAGACCACAGACAUUCCAGUCGACCCUUGUCAUAUGGAUCCUUUAGAGAAUACUAUUGUACUUGACUUAGAUUCCGCUACUGAACCAGGAGAAGUUGAUGACUUUGAGGCUGAAAUCCCACCCCUGGCAUUGUUUCCAAGCACAAAGAAUGAUGAUAACUCAGAGGAUUCAGACUCUGAAUUUGAAUUUGAAGUACCAAACAGACCUCCUCUGGCCUCCCAGCAAAACCCUCAACAAAUCCCUGCUUCUACACACGUUUUCAAAGAAGCAAACAGUAUCACAAAAGACCAGAAAGUAUCAGGAGAAAAGGCAGACCAGUAUGACAUUGAUCUUCAGCCAGUGCAGUCAGAACACCUGGUUCCAGAUAUUCUCACCCCAAGAGAUAAAACUGUUUCUGAUUUCACAUACUCAGAUUUUACAGGAAAUAUUGAAUCGUCUGGGUCAAAAUUUUCAUCUGCUAAUGUGGGAGAAAUAAGUGUUUCUAGCUUGUCCCAGCCGACUAUUCAUUCAUAUGACUGUCCUAGUGAUAUACCCAGCGAUGGAGGAAAAUAUGCUCGCGGAAUCACGCACAGUGCUUCAGAGACUGGCUACACAGCAGCAGAGGCAAUAGAUCGUAACGGUGCAUCCUCUCCAGACAGUACAGAUAAUGAUGAGACUGGGGCAUCCAAACCGAGCAUUGUGACAACAGCUGAAGACUGGGAGGAUGUGCAAACAGUUGAGCCUGGCUUUGCAAAACCCGGAGACCAAUUGAGAGGUUCUUCAAAUGUUGUAGACUCAAAACCGUUGAUAGAAAUAUCUGAUGCCUGGACUCAGUUUGAAAGUUUAGACUAUUCAAGUGUCAAAGAUCAGAUAAAGACAAACAUUGAGAGGAAAGGCUUCUCUGCAUUCUCCCAUCUGUUAUUUGGACCACCAAAGCUGCACAAAGACUUGUUGGAACAAAGAGAUCUGUUUUUUUGCAUUGCAGCAACGCCCAUGGAUAAUGAAAAUCAGAGCCACAUCCAUGUAUUGCAGACAGUGUACAGAUGUUUGACUGGGUCUAAGUUUGACUGCCAAAGGUUUGGUGGACAUUGGGAGGAAAUAGGGUUUCAAGGGAGGGAUCCUGCCACAGAUUUGAGGGGAACUGGUAUGCUGGCCCUACUGCACAUCUUGUUCUUUCUUCGGGAUGCAAGCACAAAGCAAUUAUCAAGAGAUGUGUACAAGCUGUCUCUACACCCAACACAAAAUUUUCCUUUCUGCAUAAUGUCGAUCAAUCUAACCAGAAUCUGCUUGCAAGUCUUCAGAGAAGAACUCUUUAAUAAGGAGUGUAAUCGACGCAAAAAUGUUAUCAGCACAAUGAAUGAUGUACACGCUGCACUGUUUCUGCGAUUGUACCAACUAUGGAAAAAAGGGAAGACCAUUUCAGACUCUGGGUUCGUAUUGCAAGAGGUUGAAACUUAUUGCAGAAAACAUUCAAAAAAUGUUUUUAAAGACAUGGGAAUGUAUGAAAAGUUGAGAAAGCAACAAGGACCUUUUGGAGAACAUAUGGAAGGAGAUCCAUCAUUCUUCAGUGUUUGUAAAGAGGAUGAAUGUGACGACAAGAGUCCUGCUGAACUCUAUUAAUAUCUAGAUGUGUACCAUUAUCAGUGUAAAGUUUGUAUAGAGACAUUUUUGUAAAAAGCUUUUAUUUUGUUCUGUUUCUUAGACAUCUGUUCUUGUUAUUGAUAGAAAGCUGAUUAUGACCAAAGCCAUGCUCAGAAUUGUUCUACCAAUGGAUUUUUUCAUUGUAUUGGAAUCUCCUCCUAAAUUGCAUUCUAUUGUUUUCAUACUCUUUAUAAGGGUUGCCCAUUAUAUAAAAAGGUUUGAACAAUCUUGAAAUCUCGAGAUCUCUCUCUUUUCCUAUUGAGCGAGGCAAGAAAGCAGUUUUCUUAGAUAUAUUAAUAUUUGCUUUGAUGUGUUCAGUUAACUUGAAAAUUGUACUAAACAGUCUGCUAAAGUCUUCAAAAUGUAUGCACGCUUUCUAUGAAAUAAAGAGGGAGGCUGAUUAUUUAAUAUAAUAAAGAACAAAAAUUGGUGCAGGCA
This is a messenger RNA of Aplysia californica (California sea hare), 2633 nucleotides long. RefSeq lists its product as uncharacterized. The record is from RefSeq and is a predicted model, not a curated record. The coding region runs from base 294 to 2174 and encodes 626 amino acids. Lineage: Eukaryota; Metazoa; Mollusca; Gastropoda; Aplysiida; Aplysiidae. The transcript is spliced from 11 exons.